AUGGACGCACAACUCCUUACCCAACACCACCAGCGCCGUGAGGCACCUCACUCCCACUCUCACUGCCACUCGACCACACGUGACGACGAUGUUGUUCUUGUCCACGACGCAUGGGCAGCACCACCCAUCGCUCCCGGCGUCUAUGACCUGGAUACGUCUAUGGACUAUGAAAUGAAGGAGGUCGAAGACCCUUUCAAGUUCCACUACACUAUCCCCAUGGAGACUCCUGCUUUCAGCACCGGUGCCGGCCUCCCUCUUGGUGGGCUUGGGUUCUUCGCACCUCAGCACAACCCCCAGGCCAUCGCACCCCCAACCCAACCGUUCUCUCACCCGUUCACCUUGAGCCCGGAGAGCCAACAGCAUGAGCCUCUUCUUCCCCCUGCACCACGGCCCACAGGCUUGAACCUGGCGCCGUGCUGUUCGCCCGAGGAGGAGAGGCGUGGUCGCUCGCCGCCACUUCACGUCAGGGCCGCUUGCCCCCCAGCUCCUCGUCUUGGGUGCAGCGAGCUUGGCGAUCUUCCUGCCGCUGUGGUCGUUCCUCCUACAGAAGGAACUCGACCCCCUGUUCAGCGUGGCUUCAGCGCUCUCGGCCUCGACUUUGCGCCUGGCCCUUCCAAGUCUUCUAUCACUGUUACCCCUCCUUCUCCUCCCGCAUCCAACUCUAGUUUCGCCGCUCGCCGCCGUCCUCGUGCCCCGACUCUCGACGCCGAGGGCGAGCAGCGUGCUCCCACCCGCCGCGCAUUGGAGCGCCGCGGUAACUCGGACCAGGCCGACGUCACCUCUCGCGUUGCCAACUGGUGUGGCGCCGUGGCCGCCGCCACCUUCAGCGGAGCCACAAGGGACACCGACGGGGAGUUUUGGGCCGAUGAACUCUCUACUCGUCUUGGCCGCCUGGGUGAUGAUGGUGACAAGCAUAAGGGUAUCCGCCCUCGCCCGCAGCAUACCACCUCGUCCACAGUGCAGCGCCCAUCACUCUCGCGCCAGCACAGUGACGGAUCGCGCAAGUCCGGGUACAGCACACCAGGCGGCGCCGACCAGCUCGACUCUUGGGCUUCAAAGGUUGGAAGGGCCAGAGGCCGCCAGGUCGACAUGCCGGUGCAGCGCCGUACCCGCGCCGUCUGA
Molecule: messenger RNA, 1122 nt
Organism: Apiotrichum porosum
Lineage: Eukaryota; Fungi; Basidiomycota; Tremellomycetes; Trichosporonales; Trichosporonaceae
Exons: 1
Coding region: 1-1122 (373 amino acids)
Source: RefSeq, a predicted model, not a curated record